AUGAAAUUGUCAAAAAAUUGUAACUCCCCAAGCAGAUGGAUCUACAGUAAUUACCACAGACAUAUUAAAACUCACGAAAAAAAUAAUAAAGUGAGUAAAUUAAAUAAAUUUGUUAAACAAGUUCAACCACAGCUCUCCACUUUAAAAGAUUAUUUCAUACCUUCAACGUCUACUUCUACAAUUACAUCUAUACCUGCAACAACAUUAUCAUCAUCUGACACUUCAAGCAAUAAUAAUUCCCUGAAUAAUUCUAUGAUAGAAAAUACUGUUACUGAGGAGUUGGAUUUUGAUUAUUGCAGUGGUCAUUCUGGGGGAGAUACCAUCGGCAGAAUACCAGAAAUCUCUCCAAAUGUACUAAAGUCAGAAAAAACUAAAUGGCAGAACAAAAAUUAUUCAAGAACCGAAAGAAACCGACGAGCUCAACACAAUAGUUUACUUACAGAUCAUCUAGAACAACCACUUAUUACAAACUUUUAUCCAAUAAUAAACAAAAUUGAAAAAAUUAUAAUAGAAAAUCUAAAUCUAAAACAAAUGCUUUCUGACAAUUUAUCUAACAACAGCAAAAUUAUAGAAAAUAAUAAUGAAAAAUUCUCAAUAAAUGAAAAACAAACAACCUCUUUAAUAAAUUUAAUAGCUAAUACUGCACUUAAUAAUUUGAACAGUAACUCAGGAAAUUUAUCAAAUAAUAAUAGAUAUAGAGAAGUAUUAAAAAAAUUUUAUUUAUACUUAUUUUUUGUUGGAGGGCUUAUGAUGUAUCAAACAUUAUCAAUAAAUAUGAAAAAUUGUCUUCCAUCUAUAUCUGCAUUGUUACGGUAUUUUAAUUCAACAAGGGAUACCAUUGUAGAAGGGUCCUUUAGGUUCAAGGAGCUUAGACGUUUUAUUGAUGAACGUAAUCUACCUCGUUACAUAUGUAUAAGUGAAGAUGCUACACGCAUUACAGGUAGAAUUAUGUAUGAUAGUACUUCAAAUAAAUUAGUUGGGUUUGUUCAGUCCCUUAUUGUCCAAAUCAAGACUCUUUUUUUGCUACAUCUGCCAGACAUUUUAAAUUUUUUUGUUGUUGGUAUUAAAGCUAAUUACGCCUAUGCGGUUAUGGCUCAACCAGUAAUAGACACAAAUCAUUCAUUUUGUGUAUCAAUGUUUGGAACGGAUAACCGUUUCAAAUGUGAAGAUGUAUUAAAACGAUAG
Messenger RNA from Macrosiphum euphorbiae (potato aphid), 1185 nucleotides. The record is from the annotation of a GenBank genome assembly. NCBI's taxonomy places the organism in Eukaryota, Metazoa, Arthropoda, Insecta, Hemiptera, Aphididae.